Molecule: messenger RNA, 2240 nt
Organism: Pseudogymnoascus destructans
Lineage: Eukaryota; Fungi; Ascomycota; Leotiomycetes; Thelebolales; Thelebolaceae
Exons: 2
Coding region: 261-2003 (580 amino acids)
Biological process (GO): regulation of transcription by RNA polymerase II
Molecular function (GO): DNA-binding transcription factor activity, RNA polymerase II-specific; RNA polymerase II cis-regulatory region sequence-specific DNA binding
Source: RefSeq, a predicted model, not a curated record
CUUUUACUCUUUUACUCUUUUACUCUUUUACUCUUCCUCCGUCAAAAACUAUCACCAUUAUUUCACCAUCACCGAGUAAAACAUCUCUCGAUCUUCACUCGAAACAUUCAGACAAAGCAGAACCCACCCAUUGCACGCCGUUGCAUGCUCCCACCAGCGCACCCGGGACUGCACACUCACCACCAACCCGCCAAUCCGCUCUCGAGCACCCUUAACCACGCCUGAACAGACGGGCAACAAUCAUCACCACACCAGACGCCAUGUCGUCCCAAUCAUCACAAGACGCCAUGUCCCGCAGCGCCUCCCAGGCCAACUGUCUCGACCCGCUCGACUCCCUCCUCGAUCUCUCCUCCUACGAGACCAUGACCUACGGCUCGCCCUCUAUCUCCCCCGCACAGUCCAGCAAGUCCGUCUCCUUCCGCCCAACCGCAUCAACACCCACCGCAAACACUCUCCUCCCGCCGCGUCAACAGUCGCACGCCCCUCCUAGCCACCCCUACGACGCCCACAAGCAGCAGACUGGCAUCCCAACAGGCGGCCUCGCGACGACCCUCGCCAUCAACAACAACUCGCAGAUGUACGCCGGCUACGGCUACCUCUCUGGCGUCGACAACUCCGACGACUUCAGCGACAUGGGCUUCAAAGCCGGCAGCGCCUCGGGAUCCGGCAGCUUCGACAACCUGGGCAUGGGCAUCGACUACGACUCCCCCACCGUGGACCCGGCGUUCUUCUUCCCCCCCCCCCCCCACGCCGCCGACUACGCCAGCCAGACGCAGACGCCGGUUCCCGCACCCGCCGUCAAGGUGGAGGCGGGCAACGUCGGGCGGCUCUGGCCGGGCAUGCAUCAGCAGCAGGCGGCGAAGGCGGAGCAGCAGCGCAAGCAGCAGCAGAUGCUGAUCGCGCAGCAGCAGAGGCAUAGCGCGGUGCCGACGCAGGCGGCGAGGGCGAGGGCCAGGCCGGCCACGGAUCCGAUUGUUGAGGAGAAGAUCUCGCAGCUGCUUAACUCGAUGAGGCAGAAUAGCGAGGCGACGUCGAAUGGGGAUGAGGAUGUUGCCGAGGGGUAUGGGGGACAUGGACGCUCGAGGAAGGAUGAGGAGGAUAUGGAUGAGGAUGAGAAAUUGUUGGCGAGUGAGGAGGGGAAGAAGUUGAGUAGCAAGGAGAGGAGACAGUUGAGGAAUAAGGUUUCUGCGCGCGCUUUCCGCUCGAGGAGGAAGGAAUACAUUGGCCAACUCGAAGGCGAGAUCGCCACCCGCGUCAACGAGAACCAGGGCCUGCGCAACCAGAACCGCGAGCUCCUCUCGGAAAACAAGCGUCUCGCAGACCUCACCCGCAUGCUCCUCUCCUCGCCCUCCUUCUCCGGCUUCCUCGACACGCUGAGCACGAACCCCAACCCCGUUGAGCGUCAACAGCAGGCCACUCCUCCUGAGCAGCAACAACAGACGCAAGCGCCAAAGGACCCGAACCCGUACGCGCAGCAGCAGCAGCAGAACCUGGAUAUGAACAUCAACUACGCCAUGAUCCCUGAUGCGGCGCCGUUGGAUUUCAGCCUGCUGGAUCUGAAUACGCAUGAUUUCAUCUAUCAGCCGCAGGUCUUCAGCGUGCACAGUGUGGAGGAGGUGAGGUUCGAUGCUAGUGUCCUCUCCGGCAAGCUUUCGAGUACGUUUGAGGCUGAGGAGGAUAAGCUUGAGCUCCCGCUCCCGUUGUUUUCGGCCCCGGAACCGGUCGCGAAGUCGAUGGUGGAGGCUGUUGUGGAGGAGGUGGAUGAGGAGUUUGAUUCUGAUCCGAUGUUCUCCUUAUUCUCCCCUUCGUCAUCGUCGGCUGCAUCCGCACCGCUACCUCUUGAUACUGCGGCGUUGAUCGCGGCUAUCCAGCCUGCGAAGGCGAUGUUGAACUUUGAGCUUGUGGACCAGGAGGAGAGCGAGAGGAGGUUUUUGAGGGUGCAGAGGUUGGGGGCGGGGAUUGAGGCUGUUGUGGCGAGGUUAGAGGGGUUAGGUCUUGAGUAAAGAGAUCGUGUGAUGGGGAUGUGUGGUGGAAUUGGUUUUGCGGUUUUAGCGGUCAUGGGAUGGGAUGUUUUUUGGUAGGAUAGGGAUUGGGGGUUAUGGAAAUGGAAUACUUGUAGUUACACUGUCGUUUGUUGGAGGUGUCUUCAUUCACUAUUGUGUGUUCUCUUCUUGAGUUCUAGGGAGGUGAAAGCGGGAUUAUAGAGAUUCAAAAGACGAAAUGAAAUCAAAUGAACUGAA